Molecule: messenger RNA, 158 nt
Organism: Rotaria sp. Silwood2
Lineage: Eukaryota; Metazoa; Rotifera; Eurotatoria; Philodinida; Philodinidae
Source: the annotation of a GenBank genome assembly
AUGAAUAAUCCACAAUACACGAAUAAUCCAAUAAUCAAUGGCGCUCCAUCUACAACAUCCUCAUCAGAUAUUAAUCCAGGUUCUGAUGGUGUUGAUUUCAUUGAAGUGAAUCCUUCUGUAACUAUACCAUUUGCACCAGGAACAACACCAAUUAUAGU